CGGUUUUGCCGAUAGGUGGUGCGGUGUUGGAGGGAGCUUCUGAGCUUGUGACUAUGUUGCGACCAUGCGAGCUGUCGUGUGUAUACUGAUACGAUUGAAGCUCCAGCCAUCGUUUCCUGGAUUCUGACCACUGUAGGAGCAGGUUCUUCUCAAUCGAGCCAUGGGUAUUCGUGGAGUUGUGCUCUGCGUCCUAGCAGUGGUACUUCAGUCGUGUACUAUAGCAGAAGUUAGAGCAGACAAUGACGAGAAGCCAAUCCUGUAUAAGGACGCCAGUCAACCGGUGGCUGUGAGGGUGUCGGAUCUGUACGGACGCAUGACGCUCGAUGAGAAGAUCGGCCAGAUGACUCAAAUAGAAAUUACUGUCAGCAAUGAAUCUUCUGUUUCGAAGUACUACAUAGGCAGCGUUUUGAGUGGCGGUGGAAGUGUCCCUGCGACCAAUGCAACCGUACAUCAGUGGACCAACAUGACGGAUUACGUCCAAAGGCUAGCUCUAAAAACGAGGCUCGGAAUUCCGGAGAUUUAUGGAAUUGAUGCAGUCCAUGGGCACAACAACGUCUACGGAGCUACAAUUUUUCCUCACAAUAUUGGGCUAGGCUGCACGCGAGAUCCAGCCCUUUUGGAAAGAAUCGGUUCUGCCACUGCUCUUGAGGUUCGGGCCACUGGUAUCCCAUAUGUGUUCGCACCCUGCAUUGCUGUUUGUCGGGAUCCGCGGUGGGGACGCUGUUAUGAGAGCUACAGCGAAGAUCCAGAGGUGGUGAGAAGCAUGACAACUAUAAUUGAUGGGUUACAAGGGAGGUCUCCAGCUGACAGGGAGGGUCCAUAUGUGCAGAACAGUCGAAAGGUGGCAGCCUGUGCAAAACAUUUCGUCGGCGAUGGAGGUACUACGAAUGGAAUCGAUGAGAAUAACACGGUGAUCGACUAUGAUGGGCUUGUAAAUAUUCAUAUGAAGGCAUAUCCCGAUGCCAUUGCAAAGGGAGUAUCCACAGUUAUGGCCUCUUACUCUAGCUGGAACGGUAUAAAGAUGCAUGCGAAUCGGUUUUUACUCACCGAUGUGCUCAAAGGGCAAUUGGGAUUCAAGGGAUUCAUUAUCUCCGACUGGCAAGCUGUGGAACGGAUCACAGAUCCUCCAGGCGUCAAUUACACGCUCGCCACAUACCUUGCACUUAAUGCAGGCGUUGACAUGGUAAUGGUGCCCUACAAUUACACGGACUUCAUAUCUGUCGUUAAAAACCUGGUCGCCGCCAAGCAGAUUCCGAUGUCUAGAAUCGAGGAUGCUGUGAAACGUAUCCUACGCGUUAAGUUUGAAACGGGUCUCUUCGAGAAGCCGUAUGCUGACGAGAGCCUGAGAUCAUUCCUUGGUGCACCGUCUCAUAGAGCAUUGGCAAGAGAAGCAGUGCGCAAGUCGUUGGUGCUUUUGAAGAAUGGCAAGGGAUCUCAGUCUCUUUUGCCUUUAAAUAAGAACGCCACGAAAAUUCUCAUUGUUGGCGCUCAUGCCGAUGACCUCGGCUUGCAGUGUGGGGGCUGGACCAUCACCUGGCAAGGCCAAGCAGGAAACAAUAUCACAAAAGGAACGACCAUUUUGAAAGGCAUCAAGCAAUCCGUAAGCGCAAACUCUAAGGUUGUGCACUUGGCCAAACCCCGGACAGGCGCUGCGAAGAACAAGGGGUAUGAGUACGCGAUAGUGGUUGUCGGUGAGGAGCCGUAUGCUGAAAUGUAUGGGGACAAUAUGAACCUCACCUUGUCCAGUUCAUACCAGGAGUUGAUCAAAGACACGUGCUCGUACGUAAAAUGUGUCGUGGUGAUGGUCUCCGGCCGACCGCUCGUGGUGGAGCCAAUCGUUAGCCACAUGGAUGCCUUUGUGGCCGCAUGGCUUCCUGGCACUGAAGGUGCUGGAGUUGCAGAUAUGCUCUUUGGUCGAUAUGAUUUCCAGGGAAAACUCUCAAGAACAUGGUUCAAGAGAGUUGACCAAUUACCCAUGAACGUCGGCGACCAGAACUACGAUCCUCUGUACCCUUUCGGAUUCGGGUUGAAAAUGGGCCUAAACGACAGGUAGGUCUGUUUCAGAGCCUGAAUCUCCUCUUCAGACCCAUGAGCCAAUUUUUGUGAGAGGCUAAUUUUGUAGUUCCACUGCUUUACGUUUCGGGACGAGAGGGUUGAUCAUUGUGUUUGAGAUCUUUAGCUAACCAUACAGAUAGUUGAUUUCUCUUCAUUCCAAGUAGCUUAUUUUUAUUGCAUUAAGUGAAAAUAAGUUAAGCAGCAUAUCAUGAUUUUCCACAUUGCACAAACUGAAAUAUUAUCACAUCAUACACCAUUGUCCGAAAUUUCACUUACUAUCUUCAUUUUGAAGAUUUGGACUUUAUUUUUAUAACCUUCAAGAAUGCCUGAAAGUACGUUCCUGCUAGAGUUUCAAUAGUGUACAGGUUGCUGUAGAAGAAAACUACUCUAAAAACCUUAUCAAGGAAAUAAGUUGGAUUAUGACUUGAAUAAUCCCUUCAAUCCAUAACAUUUGUUAUCGUUCACAUGCACGCUAACAGUGUAAUGUCCCACGAAACACUCAAAAUAAAGGCACAAUUGUUUCUUCGUA
This is a messenger RNA of Physcomitrium patens, 2584 nucleotides long. RefSeq lists its product as uncharacterized. The record is from RefSeq and is a predicted model, not a curated record. Gene Ontology annotation, molecular function: beta-glucosidase activity. Gene Ontology annotation, biological process: glucan catabolic process. Lineage: Eukaryota; Viridiplantae; Streptophyta; Bryopsida; Funariales; Funariaceae.